AUGAAAUCAAAAUAACCAUAGACUCCUGAAUAAAUAAUACACAUUCUGAGGUCUUUCAAGAAUUUCAUAGAGAAGAAAAAUUCAAUUAGUCCAUAGAUAAGAUGCCAAACUUGAG
Messenger RNA from Paramecium octaurelia, 115 nucleotides. NCBI's taxonomy places the organism in Eukaryota, Ciliophora, Oligohymenophorea, Peniculida, Parameciidae. The record is from the annotation of a GenBank genome assembly.